This is a messenger RNA of Dicentrarchus labrax (European seabass), 5770 nucleotides long. Its product is annotated as potassium voltage-gated channel subfamily S member 3-like. Gene Ontology annotation, cellular component: voltage-gated potassium channel complex; membrane. Bases 147 to 1646 code for a protein of 499 amino acids. The record is from RefSeq and is a predicted model, not a curated record. Gene Ontology annotation, biological process: protein homooligomerization; potassium ion transmembrane transport. Lineage: Eukaryota; Metazoa; Chordata; Actinopteri; Moronidae. Gene Ontology annotation, molecular function: protein binding; voltage-gated potassium channel activity. The transcript has 2 exons.
GUCUUGUCCCGUCCGUGAAGCUGCAGCAGCGCACUCCCUCCACAGACCGGCUGUGUGUGCGGCGUUUUUUUUUAACCAGAAUGUGAAAACUAAACCAUCCGGAUAAAAGUUAUUUUCAUGGAAAGAAAGGCUCCGAGUACAGGACCAUGGGGUAUGGACAUAUCCUCCACCGGCAGGGCAAUGAGGAGGACCAGGUCCACCUCAACGUGGGAGGGGUUCGACAUGAAGUGGAUCCAGACACGCUGCUCCGCUUCCCUCACACACGCCUGGCCCGUCUGCUGCGCUGCCAAAGUGAGGCGGCGAUCCUGGAGCUGUGUGAUGACUACAGCCCGGCUGAGAAGGAGUACUACUUCGACAGGAAUCCCCGGGUUUUCCUCUGCGUGCUCAACUUCUACCACACGGGACGCAUCCACAUGAUGGAGGAGGUGUGCGUCUUCUCCUUCACCCAGGAGAUCGAGUACUGGGGCAUCCAGGAGCUCUACCUGAGCCCCUGCUGUAACAACUGGUACCACGAGAGGAAGGAGUACAUCGAGGACAGGGACUGGGACAUCAGGAGCGACGACCAGCAACAGCCGAGCUUCGACUCCUCCUUUGAGGAGCUCUCUGCUCUUGAUAAGGACCUGGCCAAGUUCAAAGGUGCCUGGUGUGCAGAAUUGAGGAGCUACAUUUGGCUCAGGCUGGAGGAUCCAGGUCACUCGCGAGGUUCAAAGAUCAUCGCCGUGGCCUCCCUCAGCUUGGUGUUGACCUCCAUCGUUGCCAUGUGUGUCCACAGUAUGCCUGAGUUUCAGCAGGUGGACGACAAUGACAGACCUAUCGAGGACCCCGUCCUCGCCAUUCUGGAGGAGAUCUGCAUUGCUUGCUUCUCCGCCGAGUUCAUCAUCAGGCUGAUCGUGGCGCCCUCCCGCAGGAAGUUCCUCGCAAACGCUUUGAACAUAAUUGACGUUGCCUCCAUUUUGCCAUUCUACGCUACGUUAGCUCUGGAAACAGCCGACGAGGAGGCUGCAGAGGAGAACGAGGACUUAGAGAACGUGGGAAAGGUGGUGCAGGUUCUGCGCCUCAUGAGGGUUCUCCGAAUCCUUAAACUGGCUCGCCACUCCAUCGGGCUGCGAGCGUUGGGUGCCACCGUCCGCCACAGCUACCAGGAGGUGGGUCUGCUCCUUCUCUUCCUCUCGGUGGGGAUUUCUAUCUUUUCCGCCCUCAUCUACUUUGCAGAGAAAGAAGAGGAGGACACAGACUUGGGGACCAUCCCUUCAGGUUGGUGGUGGGCCACGAUCACCAUGACAACAGUCGGUUACGGUGACACCUGCCCGGUGACGCUGGCGGGGAAGAUAGUGGCCACCUUGUGUAUCAUCUGUGGCCUGUUAGUGGUGGCUCUGCCCAUCACCAUCAUCUUCAAUAAGUUUUCAAAGUACUAUCAAAGAAACAAAGCCAUGGAGGAACAGUGUAUCACUAAGCCUGAAAGACAAGACCCAGAACUCCCUUAUUAUAACAUCAGAGACCUGUUCACAGAAAGUGUGUAUCCCUUUAUAGGAGCGUUUGCCUUCAGGAACAGUCAGAGCAGCGUAGGGGACGAUACAGAUGCAUCAAGUCUCCAGGACAUAGAGGUGUAUGAUAAUGACACUUGUGAAAAUGUAGCAGCAAAUUGAGAUUCCUGCCGCUUCGCCGGUGUCGCUCCCUUUAUGACUGCAAGUCACUCCGUGCCUCUCAGGGCAGAGCGCUCCAUCACUGACCCUGCCUCCCUCCACUGUCUUCCUCCUGCAAUUUGACAGAGAAAUAUCGUAGCCAUGAAGUUUUUUGUUUUUUUUCUACAAGGGGAAUAGCUUGUGAAAUAUACAGCGUUGCUAAAAUCGGGGAAAUCUAAAGGGAAUUAUCUGAACCUUGCUCAGAGGUUUGAAAGCCCAUUUUCUGCUUGAGAAAACUGCAAUGAUGCAUGUAGGAGGCUAUAAUGUUAAUGUUUUUUCAAAGUAAUGCCCUGUAUUGAUUCGUCUGCUCGCUGAAAAGUUCAGCCCGAGAAUUUAACGGAUGCAAAAAGUCUAAAAUGACAACAACACUGUUUGAUGUUUAAGAAUGGUAUUAUAGAUCUCUAAGUUGGCUGAUGUUACACAGCCUGCAUGAACAACAACAAGCAUUUUUGAAAGAGAGUAAUAUAAACAGUUGUGUAGAAUUAUGCAAUAUUAUUGAUGCUGAUGAAGAGAGGCCACACAACUCUCUCAGAGCACUAUGAAAAGCACUGAUAUGCCGGGUUAUUGUUAUUACGUUUUUUGUUUUGGACAGUUGUUUUUGGCAUGCUGGGUGACUCAACUCAUGUGGACAUGAAAUAAAACUCAGUGAAUCAGAAGAAAUAUGCCUCUCGUUUGUGACAUGGCAUACAGUCAGUCGUACCACUCAUUCAGAUAAGGUUUCCAGUUCCAGGUUCGGUGCAUUUAUUUACGGCCAUAUGUGCAAAAUACUGCAAUGGCAAUACUUCCUGGCUAAAACGACACUAAAAUCGAAAUGGAAAUCAUCAACCAUGUCGUUUAAUGCACUGAAACUGUAGAGGAAACUUUCCUUACCUUCUGUUCCUGAAAGUAUUGAUUUCCUGUCCCCUGCUAUAAUCUCUGGUUGGAUGAGCCGCUGUCCUUCUAGAGCAAGAGAUGUAAAAGAUCGCUACAGGGGUCUCAAAGGUGUUGACCAUAUGCACUUGACCAGAAGCAUCUACUCUCAGAGCUAAACACUCACAAAUGUUACUUAAAACCAUUUAUUUUUUAUUUGGAGUGCAGAUGGGUUUUUUUUUUAAUCCACUGGCUGAAUUUUACUGGCAGUUCAGUGGAUGAAACCUGUUUAAAUGACAGAAAAUAGGUGCUAGCUGUUGAGUUGAGGAGGUUGGUUUCUACACCGAUGCACAAUUCGUACUCCAGUGCUGGUUGUAUAAAGACGAACUGCAGCCUAAACUUAACAGAUAAGCCCAUUACUGUCUGAUUAUUUGUUAAUAGUAAUAAAUGAGUUUCGACCACUGGGCUUCCUGUGUCACAGAGCGUAUUAGCAUAUUGCUUACUUCACACUUUCUGCUAAUGGCCUUUGUCAGCUGCCAUUUAGUGUAACGACAAACGUAUUGGAAGAGACAAGUAUUGAUUUCAGUAAAAACUGCACCUGAUAAUACACACAGAAGUACCUGACAGUGGCUUUACAGAUGACUGAAUGCAAUCGUUACAUAGAAAAAACUGGAUCUGUUUGUUAAAAAAACAAACAUCUGAGGGGUCACUAGAUAAAUAAAGGGAUAAAAAAUGUCUAUCACUCAAAAUUAUAUUAUUUGUUUGACUUUUCUCUAAUUAUUGCUCUUUUUUGUAAAAAAAACACUACUUUCUGCACCUUCUUCAAAUACAUUUUCCAAAUUAAGUAAUCUGAAAAAGAAAAAAUAAUUGAACUGCUAAUAAAUCUUGUCAACACUGAAGCCAUAACCUGUGAUCAUAAUUUGCUUAAUUUUAAGGAUUCAUAAGCCAGACAAGUUGUAAACCACUGCAAUAACAAACUAAAGAGAGCUAAUGAGGGAAUAUGUUGCUGAAGUAUUGGCUGUAAAAAUGAACUAUGUGUGCCAGGAAAUGAUAAUGGAGCCUGGUAACGAUCAUUGCUUGCUAUACUGACACUUUGAGUGAUGUUACAAUGAGUAUACCUAAACACCCAUAAGAAUAUAAGAAAGUAAUUUAACAAUGUGGAAAGCUGUGAAAAAUGUUAACACAUGUUGGGUACAGUGAGGUAAAAACAAGAAAUCAAGUGUUGGUGAAAAACAACAUUAAUCAAUAUCUCUUCAGCUCAAACUGAGGUUAAAGACUCUCAGGGCGAUCUGUAAUCUGCAUCCGAUGUUUGUGUGAACAGUGAUCUCAGUGUUUUUGUUGAGUAAUCCAUCGCAGGAGUCGUAGAUGACAAUACGGCACCGUCGGCAACAGAUAAUGAUAGUUUUGUGUUCCUCGCCAUUACUCCCAGCCUCGUGGCUUUGAGCGGGGGGUUCUGUUGGACGUCAAUAUUCUGUCAGCAAAAAUGCGCUCACUUAUUGAACUUCUGUCAGGAUGUGUGUCUUUAUAUUUCCCAUCAUUUCCAGCAGCUGGUCUCUGUCAUCUAACUUCCAGAAAGUUUGUUUGUUAUGAGAGUAACUGUAGUUGUUAGAGUUGAGUUUGCACUGCAGAGCAACCUAUAAUAACUGUCACUGAAGUCAAAGCUACUGAGCGAUUUUCAACUGAAUGAUGAGGACCUAAAGGCUCCUUUUAACUUAGGGGCUCUGUGUCAAAAUAUAGUUUUAAGGAGCGCGCUGGUGGCUCGCCUGGUGGAGCGUGCACCCCAUAUAUCAGGGCUGUCGGGGCUGAGUACUUGCUGCUGCAGCCUGGGUUAUAAGUAUAAAAUACAGUUUUAAGACGCAGCACAUAUUCCUAAAUACAUUUGUGUUUACAGUAAUCAAAUUAUCACAUACACCAAAACUUAUAAUGAUAAUAUGUAUUUUCUUUUAUUUAUAUUGUAACAGGCCAAGUGACACCAGAAAGUGACCCAGUAAAGAAACAUAAAGUUCUCCAGCCUAGUUAGUUUUAAGUACACCAGCUAAUUAGCUUGGUCGCUAAUGGGACAAUAUGUAACAGUCUCUGUAACGGUCUGCAAACUAUUCAUCUCUUCUGAAGAAGUUUAUACUCAUAUAUAACAGAGUGGAUGUUCCUCCAUGUUUUGACUGUCAAGAUGACCUGAUAUUGAACAAUGGCGUAAAUCCGCAGGACAAAGUAAAACAAAAGAAAAGAAGAACUUGACAAGAAAGAUUUAUGCAAAUUCACUUCACCCCAUUUUAUGUUUAAUGCAUAAUGACUGAGCCUUUAGGGUUUUUUCCUUGUCUGCAGUAUGUACUGGGUUACUGUUUUAACUGCCCCCCCUUUACAUUUUCCAAAAAUGCAUGCAUCCCCUUAUAGCUUAGCCUAGCGAGGGUGUAGCAGAAGUAGCAGACGAGAGUGUCCGAACAGGGAAUGAGGGGUAGCUGGUCAACACAGCAAGUAUUUCUACUCCUGUAGUGAUUCCACUACUAUUAUCUCUCAGUCUUUAUACUCUGUACUGUCUACCCUGCUGACAGCUGACUGCUGUUUAUAUGUGAAUGUAACAUUGCCUUUGUUGUGUUGUUGUUGUGUGUCCCAGCUACAUCGAAGAUUUUCCCCAGAUUUUUUGGGGGGGUUCAAGUGGAUAGACUUAUUUCUCUCUCUCUCUCUCUCUCUCUCUCUCUCUCUCUCUCUCUCUCUCCAGAGAAUAGCCUUUGUUCAAAUAAACACUAUAAAAUGCAAUCAGGAUCAAUUGAUAGUGUAAUAAAGUUACUGUACGUGAAAUUUACUUACUCAAGUGUCUUUAGGGUUAAAUUACUCUUCAAAGAGUACAAGAUAUACUGUACAUUGAUAUACUGAAUUACAUAGUGGGCAUUUUAAUGACAUUGGUAGGGGUCUUGUUAUUGUACAGGGGGGAAAAAGCCAAUUACCUGUAAAGGUCACAGUGAGUGUGUCAGCACAAAUGUCAGUGUAGUGGAAGAGAGUUGUAUUUCAAACUUGUGCUUUAGGCAUUUUUUUUUCCUUUAAAUGAAACAACAACUUUCAUUACAUUAAGGCCGCUGUGAAGUUGCCUACCAGGAUACUUCUGCUGGGUCAAAUAAAGCUUAAUCCCAGCUGAUUGGAUGCGGUGGAGCAUUAAACCACCAGGAUAAAAGGUGUCACUGAACAAUCGAAUUCCUGUCAGAAACACUGUGGUCAGUUUCAUGAGUGGGAAGUAAAAACAAAUC